Chanos chanos (milkfish) is the source of this 2498-nucleotide messenger RNA. It is a transcript of the gene rrp36, whose product is annotated as ribosomal RNA processing 36. Gene Ontology annotation, biological process: maturation of SSU-rRNA from tricistronic rRNA transcript (SSU-rRNA, 5.8S rRNA, LSU-rRNA). The coding region runs from base 92 to 1210 and encodes 372 amino acids. Gene Ontology annotation, cellular component: 90S preribosome; nucleolus. NCBI's taxonomy places the organism in Eukaryota, Metazoa, Chordata, Actinopteri, Gonorynchiformes, Chanidae. The record is from RefSeq and is a predicted model, not a curated record. The transcript has 8 exons.
UGGAAAAGGAAGAGGAGCUAACUGAAUAACAGGCUGGUAUUCCGACGAUUUGAGUAUCCUUUCAUUUACUACAUUACUAUCUAAGUGGGUGAUGGCCUCCAAAAAACAAAAACAAAGUGUUAACGCACUCUCUCGUGGUGCUGGCAAGGACGAGGCUGUCACAGCGACAGCUUUGCCCACGAUACAGGGAGAUAGUACCGACGACGAUGACGACGAUUUAGAGAUGGAAAGAAACUUUGCUCUAUUUAGCAAGAGAAGCGCAAUGCAAACGGCGGGGACAGAAGAGGAAAGCAGCGGAGCUGAGGAAGAUUCAAGCGAUGCUGAGUCCACAGAGGGUGAGGACAAAGGUCAGCCUGAUAUGGAUAAGAAUGAGGAAGAGGAGGAUGAUGGCAUCGAAGAAGACAACGAUACAGACCCUGCAGAAAUGGAAGGGGACUCAGAAAGUGAUAAUGAUGAGGGUGAACCCGUGACCAGUGACAAUGACUCUGAUGAUGCUAACUCUAAUUCUCAUCAGUCAGAGGGUGACAGUAGUUACGCUCAACUGGAAACAGAAGAUGAUGUUAAAAGAGAGCUCUCCACAAUGUCGUUUGAAGAGAUCAUGAAGCUCCAAAAUAAAGUGGGUACUAAAGCGUACAAUAAGAUAGCUUACGGGCCAACCAAGAACAAGCAGGCACCCAAACCAAUGAAGCGACUGAACAAGCACAAGCCCCAGGAGAUUUCAUCAAAGAAACCUGUUCCAUUUCUCAGAAAAGUUGUACCUGUCAAGAAAGCUGUAUCACGAGAUCCUCGUUUUGAUGACCUCUCUGGUGAAUACAAGCCAGAGAUUUUCAAUCAGACUUAUAGAUUCAUCGAUGAAAUAAGACAACGAGAAAAACAGAUGGUGAAAAAAAGUCUAAAGAAGACGAAAUCUGAUGCGAAAAGAGAAGAGCUGAGAAUGCUGUUGCGACGGAUGGAGAACCAGGAGAGAGAACGUAAACGAAGGGACCAGCAGCAGGAGAAAGAGCUGGCAUUUAAGAGAAAACAGAGGGAGCUGGUAGGCAAAGGGCAUAGACCAUUCUACUUGAAGAAAUCUGACAAGAAGAAACUGGAGCUGGCUGAGAAGUAUAGUGAGCUGAAAAAGAGCGGGAAACUGGAGAACUUCCUGAGCAAGAAGAGGAAACGCAAUGCCAUGAAGGACCGCAGAAAACUGCCAAAUCCACACAAGGCAUGAAUGAAUAUGGACCAAUAAGGCAAAUGGGCGUGGCUAUGUGCAGGUCAACUGGCCUUUUGUUAGACAGGUUCCUCAGGUUUUUGUCCUCUGUCUGACAAUGCUCUAUGGAGAUAAAGGACUCUGAUUAUAAAAGGACUCAGACGAUCACUUUUUGACAGUAUCGCAAAAACUGAAGUGACUCACUGUUGACCUGUUUUUUUGUUGGGGUUUUUUUGAAGGCUUAUUGUCUAAUUUUUGCCAUUUUGUUGUGACUCUCAAAAACAGGAAUAUGUGGAAAAAUUGCUUUUUUAUGGACUGUGAUAUGUUUGAGGAGAAACUGCGUAAACAAGAAGAGGCUCCAGAAAGUUUUGUUCACAUUAAAUGUUGAAAAGUUUGAAAUGUUUGGUGAUUGCUGGAUGGGAUGUAAAGUCUGUGUCUGGUGUUCUGACAAUGUUGUCCCUAUUGAUUCUUGCCUUCUAAUGUUUAUCGUUGCCAUGGCCAUGACAGUCCGUGCCUCUGCUCCUCUGAACUGUUUGCUGUGUGUCAACACUGGGUGGAGCUGUUGAAUCUUAUAAUUCAGCUCUAUAAAAUUCCCCCCAAAGUAUUUUAAGAACUUCUCUGUCAUUACUCUGAAGAAAGAGAAGCAUGUCAUUCUAGUUUUAAGAGACCACUGGCUUUGUGUUUGUAAGUGCUGUCUUUUUUUAAAGGCAGUUUUAAGAAUAUUCUUGUGCAGAAAAAAAUCUCUUGAAUAAUUCUGAAGUGAUUUUGUCAAGUGCUCACAGUUUGACUUCUUCCUGCAUAAUGUCCAGGCUUUCUGCUUGGUUGACAGCCAUCUCCAAAGAAUCUUUGAACAGUGGUCUGGAGAUUUAUAAAACAUUCUCUCUCAUUAGAAAUUCCCUCAGGAUACAGCACAGUCACAUCAGGACGAUUAGUCAUGGCCAAGGUUAAAGGCCUCAAUUAAUCUUUAAAUUGCAUUUACGCUGAAUAGAUGGAACAAGUGUUGCUAUAUAUCUUCCUAAUUUGCUGGGUUUGGUGCAAUUACACUCCAUUACUUACAACAGUUCUGUGUAAUUAAUGAACCAUGCCAGUUUAGGAAGGGAUGUGUUGUGAAGAAUUUUUACUCAAACAAAAACGGUUCCCGUCAUUAGAACCAGAAUGCAGCGUGUUUUGUUUUACAGAGUGAUUGUGAGAGUUGGUGAAACUGAAUGUUCAUUUUUUAGUUUCUCUUUUUUUUUUUAAUUCACUUUUGACAUAAUUACUUUGAAAUCAGAUGUCCAGUGUAGUCAAUACACAUUUACAACAAUAUACA